Emiliania huxleyi CCMP1516 is the source of this 501-nucleotide messenger RNA. RefSeq lists its product as hypothetical. Gene Ontology annotation, molecular function: peptidyl-prolyl cis-trans isomerase activity. Lineage: Eukaryota; Haptophyta; Isochrysidales; Noelaerhabdaceae. The annotation marks the transcript as partial. The record is from RefSeq and is a predicted model, not a curated record. Gene Ontology annotation, biological process: protein peptidyl-prolyl isomerization. The transcript has a single exon.
CCGCCCUGCGCCGAGGUGACGCUAGACACGUCGGAGGGCCCAAUUAUGGUCACUCUGCGUCCGGACUGGGCGCCGAUUGGCGUCGACCGCUUCACGGAGCUCAUCGACAUCGGCUUCUACGACGGCGCGUACUUCUUCCGCGUGGUGCCCAACUUCAUCGUGCAGUUUGGGCUCAACGGUAUUGCCGAGAACGCCGAGUGGCGGGACGCCAAGCUGCAGGACGAUCCGGUGCGCGCGUCGAACAAGAAGGGCACCCUCGUCUUCGCCACCGCGGGGCCGAACACGCGGACGACCCAGAUGUUCAUCAACUACAAGGACAACGCCUUCCUCGACGCGCAGGGCUUCUCGCCGAUCGGCGAGAUCACGUCCGGCCUCGACGUUGCAGAGAAGCUCUACGCGGGGUACGGCGAGCGCCCGAACCAGGAGCGCAUCCGGAACGAGGGGAACGCCUACCUCGAAGCGGACUUCCCUCAGCUCUCGUACAUCAAGACGGCGAGCUUG